Symbiodinium natans is the source of this 3297-nucleotide messenger RNA. Lineage: Eukaryota; Dinophyceae; Suessiales; Symbiodiniaceae. The record is from the annotation of a GenBank genome assembly.
AUGGGCUGCUUCUACGACAGCUUCGGGCAUGGUUUCUACGCCUCGGCUUCGAGCGUGAACGGCACCGGCGAGCUGUGCCUGACACGUUGCGCCGAUCCGGAAAGUCUUGCCUGCCGUGUGAACGGCUUCUUCAAGCUGGUGGACUCGUUGACCGAGUGUCGCCUGACCUGUGAUGCGCGCGAGGCCUGCAUCGGCUAUACCUUCAUGCCACAGGCGGACAGCCAGUCAUUUGCAAACACCUGCUACGUCCACGUCAGCAACACGAGCGAGCUUCCGGAGAUUCCGGAGGGCUGGGCACGCUAUCCGCAGAUGUACGCGAACAUCGCUGGCACCUCCGGUUCCAGCGCGGCCAUGUGCUACCGCGUCCAGGUGCGAGAUCCUUCCCUGCCCACCCAGCGUGGCUGCUACUUCCGCGAGGAGGGGGGCUCGCGUUGCGGUCACGCCCCCGCAACGUCUUGGACGCUAGACUUGUGGGGAACAGAGCACUGGCUGAGUGACACGGAGGCCACCUGCCUAGCACGGAAGGGGUCUCACGACAUUGCCUGCCUGACAAACAGCAGCUGGCUUUUCGUGCCGUGGAGCGCGGAGGUGCCCCCUGUGACAACUCGUGCAGUUUCCGAGCACCUCACCUGGCUGAUGAUUCAGGAGAUUCUCAAAUCCUCGGGCCUCAGCCGCUGUCGGCGGGUGCCCCUGAGCGUCGUGCCCGAAGUGGAGGGGCGCGGUGACGGCCGGCGGCGCCGCCGCGGCGAUCGCAGGCUGCAGAGCCAGGCGAUGCGGUUCAUCAACUCGUAUCUCUCAGAGCGCAAAGUCCUCGUGGCGCCCUACACGGGGGAGGUCAAGGAGGUGAUCAACAUGGCCCUCGUCGAAGGCAUCAUCGGAGCUUUCGAGGAUGGCACCUCCGGCCAGAAGGAGGCGGUGCUUCCAGGAAUCCUUGGGCUGCUGUCAAAGUGCCCGCUCGUGAGGGGCGCGAUGGCGGGAUCGGCAUUGGACAUGGCAGCGGACCAGUUCAUGUUCUUCGACGCGCGCGAGGAGAUGGAGGACUUUGCGCGCCGCCAGCCGGACGAAGUGCUGAUGGCCAUUGAGUUCCGGUCAGCAAACGCAAAUGGCGACUUCCCAGAGGAUCACAUGGAUGCGGAGUUCUCGAUCAGAGUCAAUGCCCAGCUCUUGCCAUCGACCUCUCGCAUCCUGAGGUCUGAGUGCCUCUUGAACCUUCCAAUCUGGGCAUUUGUCUUGGCUCCAACCAUGGCUUCGUCCAAGCGCGUGGUCGCUGUGACGGGCUGCACACGAGGAAUUGGCCGGGCCCUCCUGCAGUGGUUUGCCAAGGAGCACCAUGCCGCGGGCUGCGGGACCGCCCAAGCGGAGUUGGAGCUGCUGAGGCGAGCCCACCCGGAAGCCGUCAUCGGCGAGGUCAAUGUGCGCCAGGAAGAAGAUCUCCGGCGCUGGCUGGGCAGCAUCGCCGAAAAGUGGGGGCGCCUAGACAUGCUUGUCGCCUGUGCGGGCGCCAUGCCGAGCCAGGGCAGUGUUUGGGAGACGCCGGAGGAGGAAUGGCAGAGGGCCUGUGACGUGAAUGUCCUGGGCACCGUCCGCGCGCUGCGCCACGCCGUGCCGCUGAUGAAGCCUGGGAGUCUCAUCGUCCUCGUCUCCUCUCGCUACGGCCGCUCGGUUGUCACUGGCAAGGGCUGCUACAGCGCCACAAAGUGGGCCGUGGAGGCCAUCGGCAAGACCCUUGCCCUGGAGCUGCGCUCUGCCCAGAUCGCCGCGGUGACCUUGGACCCGGGCGUGGUGAACACGGAGAUGCUGCGGCAGAGCUGCUCCAGUGAAGAGGAGGUGGCUUGGUGCCAGGAGCAGCGCAGCGUAGAGGACUUCGCAGCCGCAACGGGGCCGUUCCUUCUCUCACUUGGCAUGGAGGACACAGGGAGGAACUUGGUGGCACCGGGAUGCCCUGAAAGCUACUACGAGACGGGCGUCGCCUACAAGGACCGGCCCGCGUGGGCCAAUGGCUUCGGUCCCUUCCGUCCUGCGCGUGAGGACAUCGCUGAGCCAGCGAGGAAGCGGUCGCGGGCGGCAGCCAAUGGGGGGCCGAGGAGGUACUUCAUCUCGGGCGUGAUGCUUGGGAGCCGGAAGAAGUUGAAGGAGGAGGAGGGGCUGCUGCCGCAGAACUACCGGCAACAGAUUGCAGAUGCCUUGCUGAAGGCUGAUCCGGAGGCGGUCAUCGUCGAUCCCCUGGAGGCAGUCCAGGCGCGUGCCGCCAGGAGUGGAGCGACCAUUGCUGACUGGAACAAGGACGACGCAGCCGUGCGAAGUGCCUUCAACGAGGUCGUGGACAUGGUCAAGGAGUGCGAUGUCAUUGUGAGCAACCUUCCGGAGGCCUCGAUGGGCAGCGCCGUGGAACUCUGGGAGGCGCGCCGUGCCGGGCUGUUGGUCCUGACGAUUUCGCCGAUGGCAGACAACUGGAUGCUUCGCUCUGUCACGGACACCUGGGUCUUGAUUCCGCUCCUCGAGUCGGGGCCGCGCUUGCCUGAUCGAUUGAAAAGAGCCGAUGAGGUGAUUGGCAGUGCUGCGGCGCGAUUUCAGGCCAUUCGAGAGGCGCGGAAGAGCGGCUCCUUAACCGUGGUGGGCCAGCACAGCGCCGCGAAUCUCCGCACUGAGCCUGGGCGCCGACUCCGUGUGAUGCUGGAGCAGUUUCCCUUGCCGUUGAUAGAAGUGGACAACUUCAUCGGCAUCAUCCAGUUCAUGAUGCCGAUGUUCCUGGUUCUGGGGUGGAUCUAUGCCGUGUCCCUAAUGGUGCGCGAGAUCGUCUACGAGAAGCAGGAGCACCUGCGCGACGUGAUGCGGAUCCAGGGCCUGAAGACCUGGGUCUACUGGCUGAGCUGGUUCAUGUCCGGCAUGGCACAGCUGACGGGCCUCGUGGUCAUCCUCACCAUGCUGCUAAGCCUGGGUGCAGUCCUGGAGCACAGCGACUUCUCCGUGCUGUUCGUCUUCUACUGGGUCUACUCUGUCUCGACCGUGUCCUUCGCCAUGUUCAUCUCCUCCUUCUUUUCGCGCGCCAAGGUGGCUGCGGCGUUUGCUGGGCUCAUCUACUGGAUGGCUUACAUGCCAUAUGCGCUCUACCAGGCCUAUGAGGAGUCCAUGUCCUAUGGCGCCAAGAACGCCAUGUGCCUCAUGUCCCCGACCGCCCUGGGCGUGGGCAUGCUCUACGUGGGCAAGUGGGAAAUCGUCAAGGAGGGCGUGCAAUGGCACAACCUCUUCGUCCCGCCGGGCGCCUGGAUGCAGUACCGGGCCCCGGCCGGGGGAUGA